UACAAUAAAAUAGCCAAAUCAACACACCUAGCACACAUACAAAACAAACCUUUCGAGACAACUGCUUUGCACAAUCUCAGUUCCCUUUUUAAAUUUGUCUUCUCCUAUUGACUUUUGAGUUUCUCAUCAAAUCUCCAAACGUACAAUGGGAAACCAAGAAGUAGAGCUCGUCAUCAUCCCUCACCCGUUCUCCGGGCACAUCCUCGCCACAAUCGAACUAGCGAAACGUCUCAUCAGUCAAGACAACCCUCGGAUCCACACCAUCACCCUCCUCUACUGGGGACUACCCUUUAUACCUAAAGCUGACACGAUCGCCUUCCUCCAGUCCCUAGUCAAAAAUGAGCCUCGUAUCCGUUUCGUUACAUUGCCCGACGUCGAAACCCCUCCACCGAUGAAGCUCUUUCAGGAAGCUCCUGAAGCUUACAUUCUUGAAUACGUAAAGAAAAUGGUUCCCAUCGUGAGGGAUGGUCUCUCCACUCUCUUGUCUUCACGUGAUGAGUCGGAUUCAGUUCGUGUGGCUGGAUUGGUUCUCGAUUUCUUCUGCGUCCCUAUGAUCGAUGUGGGAAACGAGUUUAAUCUCCCUUCUUACAUUUUCUUGACGUGUAGCGCAGGUUUCUUGGGUAUGAUGAAGUAUCUCCCAGAGAGACACCUCGAAAUCAAAUCAGAGUUUAACCGGAGCUUUAACGAGGAGCUAAACCGGGUUCCUGGUUACAUCAAUUCUGUGCCUACCAAGGUUCUGCCAUCAGGUCUGUUCAUGAAAGAGACGUACGAGCCUUGGGUUGAGCUGGCUGAGAGGUUCCCUGACGCUAAGGGUAUUUUGGCAAAUUCAUUCACGUUUCUUGAGCCUAACGCUUUUGAAUAUUUCGGUGGUUGUCCGGAUAAUUACCCACCCGUUUACCCAAUCGGGCCAAUACUCUGCUCCAACGAUCGUCCGAACUUGGACUCAUCGGAACGAGACCGGAUCAUAGGAUGGCUCGAUGAUCAGACCGAGUCAUCGGUGGUGUUCCUCUGCUUCGGGAGCUUGAGGAAUAUUCCUGAGACUCAGAUCAAAGAGAUCGCUCAAGCCUUGGAGCUCGUUGACUGCAAAUUCCUCUGGUCGAUACGAACCGACCCGAAGGAGUACGCGAGCCCGUACGAUGCUUUACCAGACGGGUUCAUGGACAGGGUUAUGGAUCAAGGCCUAGUUUGUGGUUGGGCUCCUCAAGUUGAGAUUCUGGCCCAUAAAGCAGUCGGAGGGUUCGUGUCUCACUGCGGUUGGAACUCGAUAUUGGAGAGUUUGGGAUUCGGCGUUCCGAUCGCCACGUGGCCGAUGUACGCAGAACAACAGCUAAACGCGUUCACGUUGGUCAAGGAGCUUGGUGUGGCCAUGGAGUUGCGGAUGGAUUACGUGUCGGAAGAAGGACAUAUAGUGAAAGCUGAUGAGAUCGCAGGAACCGUUAGAUCUUUGAUGGACGGUGAGGAUCGUGUGCUGAAGAGUAAAGCGAAGGAUAUUGCUGAGGCGGCGAAAGAGGCUGUCGUGGACGGUGGAUCUUCGUUUGCUGCCAUUAAAAGAUUUAUCGGUGACUUGAUCAUCGCCGAUGGUUUAUGAAAACGCCGUCGUUUUCAUUUGUUUCGGCGUGUGGCGAUCAUGUUUUGUUUUUUUUUUUUUAAAUCGUAAUUAUCAUUUUAUUUUAAUAAUAGAAGACUGUGUCUUCUUCUUACAACUUUUCCAAUUUCAUAUUUGCCUCCAUGUUGUAUUGUAUCUCGUGUUUUUAAUGAUUCUUAAAAAAUAAUUAUUCUGCUC
Camelina sativa (false flax) is the source of this 1783-nucleotide messenger RNA. Its product is annotated as flavonol 3-O-glucosyltransferase UGT71C1. The record is from RefSeq and is a predicted model, not a curated record. NCBI's taxonomy places the organism in Eukaryota, Viridiplantae, Streptophyta, Magnoliopsida, Brassicales, Brassicaceae. Gene Ontology annotation, molecular function: UDP-glucosyltransferase activity.